Molecule: messenger RNA, 4879 nt
Organism: Salarias fasciatus (jewelled blenny)
Lineage: Eukaryota; Metazoa; Chordata; Actinopteri; Blenniiformes; Blenniidae
Gene: bcl11bb
Product: BCL11 transcription factor B b
Exons: 3
Coding region: 710-3223 (837 amino acids)
Biological process (GO): positive regulation of transcription by RNA polymerase II
Cellular component (GO): nucleus
Molecular function (GO): RNA polymerase II cis-regulatory region sequence-specific DNA binding; DNA-binding transcription factor activity
Source: RefSeq, a predicted model, not a curated record
GGCUCCUGCCACCGGAGCCAAGAGUUGCCGUUCCGCGCGCCGGUGCCAAAACGCGCAGGAGGAGUCAGUGCCAAAGGGUCAUUUUAGCGCACCACAGCUGAAUUGGACGGACUGUAGGGAAAUCCUAAGGUGAACAGCUGUCAUUUGACCCCAGAUGAUAUUAUUAAAUCAUUAAAAAAAAAAUAAAGAAAGAAAGAAAAGGGGGGAAUAAAGACAGAGGAUCCUAAUAGGAGUCAAUAUCCAUCCCCCGGUGGAGUGCUCUGUACUUCAGUUGUCACCGCGGUCUCUGCAGAGGUGGGCAGUCAAGGAUUUUUUUUUUUUUAAUCUGCAAACGCUUUUUGCACAAAUCCUCACCUCAUCGGUCGCUUUUAGACCAAUUCCUGCCUAAAACACACCUUGGCUUUCCUCGAAAUCCCCCUCCCCUUGAAGAAGACGCCGCCGGGAGGACGCUUGCAGGAGAAGAAGAAGCUGCGCUUUUUCCAUCACCGACGCGCACCGGUCCGACCGUCCACGCAUCCACGCGCGCGUCAAAGUUGCACCGAUUACACACCAGACUUGCGAGGAGUGGGACGGCGAGCGGCGAGGAGUGGGGGAAGGAGGAGGACGGGAGGGGAAGUUGGUGACCUGCGAUCCAGAGAGGACCGACACCACGGUUCAAGCCGACUCCAAGUGCCGUUCACCGGGCGAUGCCAGAGUAAAUGCCGGGGCAAUGUCCCGCCGCAAGCAGGUGAACCCGCAGCACUUAUCGUUGACGCACAGGGAGACAAUACAAGCAGAAGCCAACCAUGACUCAGGGGCAGGAUCUCCGUCCCCGGAGCCGUCCGUCCCCGGCCUCCGGAGGCCGGGACCCGGGGAGCACGACCUGCUGACCUGCGGCCAGUGCCAGACCAACUUCCCCCUGGGCGACAUCCUGGUCUUCAUCGAGCACAAGCGGCGCCUGUGCCGGGGGCCCGGCGGCAGACCGGGGUCCUUCUCCAAGCCCGGGGAGGCCGGCGGGGUCAUGGGCGUCCCCAUCUCUCCCAGAGCCAGGUCGCUGGAGCUGGGGAGGGGCUCCAUUCCGGUGGAGGUGGGCAUUCAGGUGACCCCCGGAGGGGAGGAGGACGAGGCCAGGAGGCUGACGCCGGCCAAGGGGAUCUGCCCCAAACAGGAGAGAGGAGAUAAAGAUGAGCCGUCCAGCUACAUCUGUACUACCUGCAAGCAGACCUUCACCAGUGCGUGGUUCCUGCUCCAGCACGCCCAGCACACUCACGGCAUCCGCAUCUACCUGGACAACCACCUCGCCAACUGCUCGCUCACUCCCCGCAUGGCUCUGCCUCCGCCCCCGGGAGCCGACGCCCUGCCUCGCUCCCCUCUCCCCACUUUCCUCGGCGACACCAACAACCCGUUCCACCUCCUCCGCAUGGCAGCGCCCCUGCUCAGGGAACACCCCCCUCCUCCGGGGUACAUCGAGACCAGACUCCCCGCAACGCCGCCCUUUGUCAGCCCGCCGCCUCCCCCCAGACCACCUCUAGAGCGGCUUGGCCCAGAGGAAAUGGGGCUGCUGUCACAGCACCCCAGUGCCUUUGAGAGGGUAAUGCGGAUGACCCCCAUGGAGCCCCCCUCCAUGGACUUCUCCCGUCGGCUGAGGGAACUGGCGGGCAACACAACAAAUAAUGGCGGACCGACACCUCCUCUGUCUCCCAACCGCGUGCCGCCCAUGCACCGCCUGCUGAGUCCGACGCUUUUCCAGCCCGGUGCCAAGCCCCCGUCAUUUCUCACCUAUGCCCCACAGCCGCCGACCUCUCAGGGGGGACACGGUUCCUCCAGCCCCCCUGACUCGCAGGGUCAGGGCCAGGCCCAGGGGAAGGCCAAAUCCUGCGAGUUCUGCGGGAAGAUCUUCAAGUUCCAGAGUAAUUUGAUCGUACACAGACGCAGCCACACGGGGGAGAGGCCGUACAAGUGUCAUCUAUGCGAUCACGCCUGUUCUCAGGCCAGCAAGCUCAAAAGGCACAUGAAGACGCAUAUGCACAACAAGUCCGGGUCCAUGAGUGGCUCCUCCGAGCAGGGAAACCGAGAGGAUGGAGACGAGGGCGAAGACAAGAACAGGGAGGGUGAUCCAAGGGGAAUGGGGUUGGACAAUGAGGAAGAGGAAGACGAAGAGGAGGAAGAAGAGGAGGAGGAGGAGGAAGAGGAGGAAGAACUGAGAAAUGGGAGCCGGCCAGAUUCCAACUUGAGCGAGGACUCGCAGGAGUUCGGCCAGAACAGGGAGAAUGGCCCGAGGCAGUCUCCUGUCGAGAAGCACCCCAGCAGUGAUAGAGUAAAUGACAGUGGCGGGGUGGGCAUCAUGCACCCUUACAACCAUCUGGACAAUCACCUGAGACUUAACCCCAACAAGAGGGGCUUGGAGCGACAGCCGAACGGAGACGGCGAAGAGAGGGGAGACGCCGAGAGGCAAGCAGAGAACGAGAGGGAACUGCAGAGAGAGCGAGAAGAGCAGGAGGUCCAGAGGCCUGUGAUGAACGGCAGGAUCAGUGUCUCUGAAGCGGAGUCCUUCCCCGGGCUGUUCCAGCGCCGGCCCACCCCCAUCACCAGCCCAAGCCCUUCCAAUAACAAGAGGAUCAAAAUAGAGAAAGAACAACUGGAAAUCCCCCCAACCAUACCGCUCAUCUCCCCGGAAAACGUCUACUCCCAGCUCCUGGCUGGCUAUGCCGCGUCGCGCCACUUCAUCAGAGAACCUUUCCUGGGAUUCCCUGAUUCCCGUCACUCGCCGUUCGCCACCUCUUCCGAGCAUUCCUCCUCGGAGACGGGCAGCCUCCGCUUCUCCACCCCGCCCGGCGAGCUGAUGGAAGGCGGCAGUGCCUCAGGGCGCAGCGGCAGCAGCACCCCUCACCUCCUGCGGGGGCCCGGACCCGGCAGACCCCCGAGCUCUAAAGAGAGGAGGAAUGACACCUGCGAGUACUGCGGGAAGGUGUUCAAAAACUGCAGCAACCUGACGGUGCACCGGCGCAGCCACACGGGCGAGCGGCCCUACAAGUGCGACCUGUGCAGCUACGCGUGCGCCCAGAGCUCCAAGCUGACGCGACACAUGAAGACCCACGGGCAGUUCGGAAAGGAGGUGUACCGCUGCGACAUCUGCCACAUGCCCUUCAGUGUCUACAGCACGCUGGAAAAACACAUGAAGAAGUGGCACGGCGAACACUUGAUGGCCAGUGAGGUCAAACUGGAGCAAGCAGACAGAGGUUAAGCCAGCUACCAUUAACUAUACAGCCGACACAAACACUCCCUCACAAAAAACGUUAAAGAUAAACAAACAAAACAAGAAAAGAGCACCCAUACAGGAACUCACAAAUCCCUAUAACCACUUCUUUAACAAUGGGGCUUGGCUGGAUAAUCCCUCUUUUAAAAAAAAAAAAAAAAAAAAAAAAUUGAGAUUGAUCGAUGUUCAUCUUUUUUUCUUGUCACAAAAAACUGCCACCUGAGAAUAUAAAUAAAGGGAAAACUUUAAUGAGAACUUGUCUGGAAUAACCAACUUGGUAUUUCUUGGCAAACUGAGGAUUUUAUCAGUUAGGAAUCCAUGGAGCCUUUCUACUGUGCAAUAAUUUCUGUAUUUAUUGGAUUUUUGUAAUGAUAUUUGGCAUGUGCAGGUACAUCUUUGUGGGGUUUCAUAUGGAGUUAGUUUUGAAAUGUGCUAAAAAUACAAUUUUUUUUUUUCUAAAAGACGAUAAAUGAAAACAAGUCACCCUCCACAUGUUUUUUUUUUUUCCUUUAAGGAAGCUUAUUAUCAUGUAGAGUAAAAUUGUGUGAAGCAGUUAGCUUUUAAAAGUUGAAUUAAAAUUGUUUUCUAUAUCGACUGCAGCAGCGGACUACAAUCCAUUCCCUCAAACAGGCCUAAAGCACUGAAUGUCAGCCUGACAAUAAAACACCAAGCUGGAUUUUAAAAAUCCAACAUUAUCUUUAAGACCUGAUAAGUUACCAUUAAUUUAUUCAGGGAGUGUUGCCCCUUUUUAAACAUAAAUGCAGUUACUGUAUUACUGUCCCUGCUUCACUGAGGACAUAAAUAAUGGUUGCACUUAAUGGAAACACCCUUAACUGAUGCUCAGUACAUUCCCGUUGUAGGAUUAAACCACCAUAUUUAAUACCUUGAAUAAGUUAAGACUACUUGUGAUUAAUGUGAGAAGGAGAAUGGUCCUGUUUAUGGUUUUGUAAAUAUAUUGUUUUUUGUUUUUUUUUUUUCCUUAAAUAUGCUAAAGUAGCCCUGACUGACCCUGAAAGAUGGCCCAAAACUAAACAAUCAGACGACCAGCUGCUUGCAUCCUCCACAGUAUACGUUAAAUGUAACUACCAUACAUAAUUGCUUUAUCAGGCCCCUUUGAUUACCUCCCCCACAAUCCCAUCCCAUGUGUGCUUACUCAAAGAAAAUUUUGUUCAAGCAAAGCUACUUGUAGUAUUGUAACACUUUCUGAGUCCUCCUCGAUCUCUCCCCCCCCCCACCCCCCACCGUUGUUGUUGGCGUGGCAGCUCUCUCCGACCCAGGCUGACUUCCUGCGUCCCCCCCUCAGGAUCCCACCGAACAGGUUCAAAUGAAAUUCAUAUCAAUAUGUGUUAGCGUGUGUUCUCCUCGCCGCAGCCUGCUCUAAGCCUCUCUCCGCCGGCGUCUUUUCACAGUUCACUAGCUCAGAUUCAUGCAUUAGAGCGGCUUUUAAAAGGAAGCCUGUUCAUUCGUCUCACAAAGUGAUAUGGGUUUAACUCCCAGUAACAGAUUUUGAGACAGUGUGCAUGUUCGUGUCUUUUGGGGAUUACGCUUUUUAUUUUCUGCAUCGUUCAUCCUGAAAUGAAUCUGGUGCAAAAAAAAAAAAAAAAAAAAAAACGUAGGGGAGGGGGCAUAUGAGUUAUGAUAAUU